GCCUUCAAUAGCCUCAAAAUUCUAUAACCCAACAAUCCUCAAUAGUCGAUGGCUCGUCAUGGUGUUUCAGGUCUAGUUGGGAAACUUGUAACUGAAUUGGAGGUCAAUUGUGAUGCUGACAUAUACUAUAAAACCUAUAGGAAGCAUCUAGAAGCCCCAAAUAAGGCUGUUUCUAAUGUUUACACUGGUGUUAAAGUAGUAGAAGGAGAUGAACUCCGUCCAGCUUGCCUCAAAGAAUGGUGCUAUGUUGUUGAUGGUAAGACAAUGACCGCUAAGGAGGAAUCAACAUGUGACGAUGAAACAAGGACCGUAUUGCACCACAUAGUUGAAGGAGAUGUGAUGAAGGAUUACAAGAAGUUCGAUGAGAUCGUUGUAGCUACACCAAAGCCUGAUGGACAUGGAAGCAUUGUAUCUAUAUCUAUAUUGUAUGAGAAAAUGAAAGAGGAUUCUCCAACUCCAUUUGAUAUGCUAAAAAGCGUCCAUCAGAGCAUAAUAGAUCUGAGUGCUCACAUCUGCGCUUCUGAGUAAAAUAUGUCUUGAACGUUUGGUGUCCCAUAUGUACGUCAGUACUUGUUUAUUUGUUUGUGUGUUAUUUGCAUGAGCUCGUUGAUCUGUAUUUCGUUUUUUCAAUCAUUUUUUUUAAUUUCUUUUUCUACUUUUUCACUUUCUGUUUCUGUUUUUCUUUUAUUUUAUUACUAAUAAAUAUUUUGCUUAAGAGUUUCAAGGA
Papaver somniferum (opium poppy) is the source of this 727-nucleotide messenger RNA. RefSeq names its product major latex protein 15-like. The transcript has 2 exons. NCBI's taxonomy places the organism in Eukaryota, Viridiplantae, Streptophyta, Magnoliopsida, Ranunculales, Papaveraceae. The coding region runs from base 49 to 528 and encodes 159 amino acids. The record is from RefSeq and is a predicted model, not a curated record. Gene Ontology annotation, biological process: defense response.